This is a messenger RNA of Chrysochloris asiatica (Cape golden mole), 3892 nucleotides long. RefSeq names its product SMG5 nonsense mediated mRNA decay factor (gene SMG5). Gene Ontology annotation, molecular function: telomerase RNA binding; telomeric repeat DNA binding; protein binding. Gene Ontology annotation, cellular component: telomerase holoenzyme complex. The transcript is spliced from 22 exons. Lineage: Eukaryota; Metazoa; Chordata; Mammalia; Afrosoricida; Chrysochloridae. The coding region runs from base 150 to 3197 and encodes 1015 amino acids. The record is from RefSeq and is a predicted model, not a curated record. Gene Ontology annotation, biological process: nuclear-transcribed mRNA catabolic process, nonsense-mediated decay.
AGCUGUCGCGGGCAGCCGCCUCACAGCGAUGGCGGCCGAACAGGGCCGGCAGCGGUGGCGGCUGCGGCUACGGCCGGAGACGGCAAUGGUGGCGGUAGCGGUGGGUGUCGGGGGCCUGUGACCGGGAGCCGUCCCCGGACCCGGGCACCAUGAGCCAAGGCCCCCCGACAGGGGAGAGCAGCGAGCCCGAAGCAAAGGUCCUCCACACUAAGCGGCUUUACCGGGCUGUGGUGGAGGCUGUGCAUCGACUUGACCUCAUCCUUUGCAACAAAACCGCUUAUCAAGAAGUGUUCAAACCCGAGAACAUUAGUCUGAGGAACAAGCUGCGUGAGCUCUGCGUCAAGCUUAUGUUCCUGCACCCAGUGGACUAUGGGAGGAAGGCUGAGGAGCUGCUAUGGAGAAAGGUAUACUAUGAAGUUAUCCAGCUUAUCAAGACUAACAAAAAGCACAUCCACAGCCGAAGUACAUUGGAAUGUGCCUACAGAACACACCUGGUUGCUGGUAUUGGCUUCUACCAGCAUCUCCUUCUCUAUAUCCAGUCCCAUUACCAGCUUGAAUUGCAAUGCUGUAUCGACUGGACCCAUGUCACCGACCCCCUCAUAGGAUGCAAGAAACCAGUGUCUGCCUCAGGGAAGGAGAUGGAUUGGGCACAGAUGGCAUGCCACCGAUGUCUAGUGUACCUGGGGGAUUUGUCACGAUAUCAGAAUGAAUUAGCUGGCGUAGACACGGAGCUGCUAGCUGAGAGAUUUUACUACCAAGCCCUGUCAGUAGCUCCCCAGAUUGGAAUGCCCUUCAACCAGCUGGGCACCCUUGCAGGCAGCAAGUACUAUAAUGUGGAAGCCAUGUAUUGCUACCUGCGCUGCAUCCAGUCAGAAGUGUCCUUUGAGGGGGCCUAUGGAAACCUCAAGCGGCUAUAUGACAAGGCUGCCAAAAUGUACCACCAGCUGAAAAAGUGUGAGACUCGAAAGCUAUCUCCUAGCAAGAAGAGAUGUAAAGACAUUAAGAGGUUGUUGGUGAACUUUAUGUAUCUUCAAAGUCUUCUACAGCCCAAAAGCAGCUCGGUGGACUCGGAGCUAACAUCACUUUGCCAGUCAGUCCUGGAGGACUUCAACCUCUGUCUCUUCUACCUGCCCUCUUCACCCAACCUCAGCCAGUCCAGUGAAGAUGAGGAGGAGUAUGAGAGUGGCUAUGCUUUUCUCCCGGACCUGCUUAUCUUUCAAAUGAUCAUCAUCUGCCUUAUGGGCGUGCACAGCUUGAAGAGAGCAGGAUCCAAACAAUACAGUGCAGCCAUCGCCUUCACCCUGGCCCUUUUCUCCCAUCUCGUCAAUCAUGUCAACAUCCGCCUGCAGGCUGAACUGGAAGAGGGCGAGAACCCUGUGCCAGCUUUCCAGAGUGACAGCACAGAUGAGCCAGAGUCCAAGGAACCACUGGAGAAAGAGGAAGAGCCAGAUCCUGAGCCACCUCCUACAGCACAAGUGGGCGAGGGCAGAAAGAGCCGUAAAAUCUCCCGUCUCUCUUGCUUGCGCCGCCGCCGCCACCCGCCCAAAGGCGGUGAUGACAGUGACCUGAGUGAAGGCUUUGAAUCCGACUCAAGCCGUGACUCAGCCCGGGCCAGUGAGGGCUCAGACAGUGGCUCAGACAAGAGUCUUGAAGGUGGAGGGACGGCCUUUGAUGCUGAGACAGACUCAGAAAUGAACAGCCAGGAGUCCCGAUCAGACUUGGAAGAUAUGGAAGAUGAGGAAGGUGUGCGUUCCCCAUCUCUGGAAUUCCCCCAGGCCAGGUCAGAGGCUCCUGAGUCCCUCAAUGGCCCACUGGGUCCCAGCGAGGCCAGUAUUGCCAGCAACCUACAAGCUAUGUCCACUCAGAUGUUCCAGACCAAGCGCUGCUUCCGACUGGCCCCCACCUUCAGCAACCUGCUCCUUCAACCUCCCACUGAACCUCACACUUUGGCCAGCUAUAAGCCCUGUGUCAAUGGGGAUGUGGACAAACCCUCAGGGCCAGCCUCUGAGGAGGGCUCUGAGUCGGAGGAGAGUGAAUCCAGUGGACACUCCUGUCGGAAUGAGCGCAGCAUCCAGGAGAAGCUGCAGGUCCUGAUGGCUGAAGGCCUGCUUUCUGCUGUGAAAGUCUUCCUGGAUUGGCUGAGAACCAACCCUGACCUCAUCAUCGUGUGUGCACAGAGCUCCCAAAGUUUGUGGAACCGUCUGUCUGUGUUGCUGAAUUUGUUGCCAGCUGCCAGUGAACUCCAGGAGUCUGGCCUGGCUCUGUGUUCUGAGGUCCAGGAUCUUCUUGGAGGCUGUGAGCUGCCUGACCUGCCUCCUUCCCUGCUACUGCCUGAGGACACAACUCUUCGCAACCUGCCUCCCCUCCGGGUUGCCCACAGACGCUUUAACUUUGACACAGAUCGGCCCCUGCUUAGCGCCUUAGAGGAGUCGGUGGUGCGUAUCUGCUGCAUCCGAAGCUUUGGCCACUUCGUUGCUCGCCUGCAGGGCAGCAUCCUACAGUUCAACCCAGAAGUUGGCAUCUUCGUCAGUAUCACCCAAUCUGAGCAGGAGAGCCUGCUACAACAGGCCCAGGCCCAGUUCCGCAUGGCACAGGAGGAAGCUCGGCGCAACAGGCUAAUGAGAGACAUGGCUCAACUCCGGCUUCAGCUUGAGGUCUCCCAGCUGGAGGGAAGCCUGCAGCAGCCCAAGGCCCAGUCGGCCAUGUCGCCCUACCUUGUUCCUGACACCCAGGCCCUCUGCCACCACCUCCCUGUCAUCCGCCAGCUGGCCACCAGUGGCCGCUUCAUUGUUAUCAUCCCAAGGACUGUGAUCGAUGGCCUGGAUCUGCUGAAGAAGGAACACCUAGGGGCCCGGGAUGGGAUCCGAUACCUAGAGGCAGAGUUUAAAAAAGGAAACAGAUACAUUCGCUGCCAGAAAGAGGUGGGAAAGAGCUUUGAGCGGCAUAAGUUGAAGAGGCAGGAUGCAGACGCCUGGGCUCUCUAUAAGAUCUUGGACAGCUGCAAACAGCUUACUCUGGCCCAGGGGGCAGGCGAAGAGGACCCGAGUGGCAUGGUGACUAUUGUCACAGGCCUCCCACUGGACAAUCCCAGCACACUUUCAGGUCCCAUGCAGGCAGCCCUACAAGCUGCUGCCCAUGCCAGUGUGGACAUCAAGCAUGUUCUGGACUUCUACAAGCAGUGGAAGGAGAUUGGUUGAGACUGACCCCCCCGGCCCUGCAGUGGGGCUGACUCCAGAUCUCUCCUGCCCUCCCUGGCAGCCAGGACCACCACCUGUAGUCACCCCACCACAUGCAGACUCACGCACGCACACAGGAAGGAAGCCCAGCUGCGGGCAGAGGCUGCAGGGAGGGACCAGGAACCAGCGAGCAGGGAGGGCGGGGAUCCCCUGUGGCCAAGCUGAUGUCAGGAAAGCAAGGAAAGUGCUUGGAGCAGGAGAGGCCUGUGGGCCCCAGGCCAGCCUUCCUGCCUCAACCCCCCUGCUGUUCCAGGAUCAGGUGGCAGGCGUGGGGGGGGUCUGCGUUUCAUUGGAGUGGUUCCUGGACCUCUGAGGGGAAGGAACAGCAGAAGGGACCCUUCUUCCUCACUCAACAUCCAGGGUGGUUGGGAACCAGAAGUUUGGACCCUCCAGGCCCUGGGGGAAAAGUUGAGCAAGCCUGAUGUCUGGGUGGGUCUCUGCAGACCUAUCCCUUCCUCAAGAACCACCCAUCUUCCUUUCAUCGCCCUUUGUGGGGGCUGGGCAGCUCUGGAGCCAGGGGCUCUUCCAGAAGUGGGUUGUGGUGGGCCUGCAGUGAGUAGCAGGGUCAGGCUUGUGUUCCCCUCCUCUCUGAUGCAGGGGCCUGACACUGCCCUCUGCUUUUUGCUAUUCUCAGUCUAGCUGCCAGGCCAGGGAGC